Molecule: messenger RNA, 1134 nt
Organism: Aspergillus versicolor CBS 583.65
Lineage: Eukaryota; Fungi; Ascomycota; Eurotiomycetes; Eurotiales; Aspergillaceae
Product: 2-deoxyribose-5-phosphate aldolase
Exons: 1
Coding region: 221-1009 (262 amino acids)
Biological process (GO): deoxyribonucleotide catabolic process; carbohydrate catabolic process
Cellular component (GO): cytoplasm
Molecular function (GO): deoxyribose-phosphate aldolase activity
Source: RefSeq, a predicted model, not a curated record
GGAGAAAACAGCCUGUUAUGGUAACUCUUCCCACCGGAGCGAUACUAAGUUUAAGGCAAUAACCUCCACCGGCCCAGGAACAUGAGACAAGAAUAUAAGAGGAGGAUCUACCCUAGAAUUAUCAUUAACAUUAUUAAAUCAAAGUCUCUAUUCUCGCACUCAAUAUACCAACUACUUUACCCUCUAUCACACCCAAAUCAGCCCAACACCAACCACCACAAUGGCGCCCAACACCAUCAAAGUAACCCUCACCCAACUCUCCAAAAUGAUCGACCACUCCCUCCUCCACCCAACAAUGACAGACGCCGUCAUUCUCAACGGCCUCAAAAUCGCCCGCGACAACAACGUCGCCACAGCCUGCGUAAAGCCAUACCUAAUCCCACUCGCCAAGAAGGAACUCGCCGGCUCAACCGUCAAGGUCUGCCCCGUCAUCGGCUUCCCACACGGCAACAGCACAACCGAGAUCAAAGUCCUUGAAGCCACCGAUGCCGCGAAGGCCGGAGGCGCUGAGAUUGAUAUGGUUGUUAAUGUUGGCAAGGUCCUUGGUGGGGACUGGGAAUAUGUCACAAGGGAGAUUCGUUUGAUUAAUGAAGCGGUCGUUGACAACGGCGCUAUACUGAAGGUGAUCUUUGAGAACGACUAUCUCCAGUCUGCGCAUAUUGCGCGCCUAUGUGAAAUAUGUACUGAGAUUGGUGUCGCAUUUGUUAAGACGUCGACAGGGUACGGGUUUGUCAAGCAGGCUGAUGGGUCGUACAACUACAAGGGUGCGACAGUGCGAGAUCUGAAGCUGAUGCGAGAGAAAUCUGGAGAGAAAGUCCAGAUUAAGGCCGCUGGGGGUGUACGGACUCUGGAUGACUUGCUGCAUGUGAUGAGCUUGGGUGUGACGCGCAUUGGGGCCACGGCUACCAUUGCGAUUCUGGAGGAUGCUAAGAGUCGUGGGAUUGGUGAAGAGCCUGUUGAGGUUGAGUUUAAGCCGAUGAAGGAGGAAGGUGAAAGUGGUGGUUAUUAGAAAACUCUUUCCCGAUAUGAGAAUGUUUUAUCUGGUUGUUUCUUCCAAAUAUAUGAAUCUAAGAUCUGUUUUUAGAAGUAUUUAUGGCCCAUAGACGGGAUUGGAGGCAGCUUUUCGAUGAAAGA